UGGGUCUCUCUUGAAAAUUGUUUAGGUGUUCUUUCUCUCUCUCACUCUCUGUUCCUAUUUAUCUUUCAGUCUCAUACCUUACCCUCUAGCAAUGGCUGCAGAUGAUACUCCUCCGCGUUUCUUUAAGGUUUUCAUCUCCCAUCACAGCUCAGAUUCCAUGCUGAUUCCCAUUUCCUACAACGAUGAACUUCCAAGAACUUUGCCCAAAACAGCCAUUCUCCAAGGAACUGGUGGGUGCGUUUGGAAAGUUGAGAUGAAGAGGAAGAGAGAUGAGGUGUAUUUUGGAAAAGGAUGGAACAAAUUUGUUACAGACAAUUCUCUUACCGACGGAGACUUUCUGACCUUUGUGUAUAAUGGAGACAACGUUUUCGAGGUCAGCAUCUAUGCUCUUGGUGGAUGUAAGGAGAUUAGAGCAGUCACUGAAGUUGAGGAUGUCAAAGAAGACAGUGUUGUGUCUCUAAGCAGCGAAGACACAGAUACUAGUUCUGAAUCCGAUAUGGCCAAUACAAUCGACAAGAACAAAGGGAAGUCUCAAGUGGUAGGAGUUGAGGACGAGUCUGAAGACGAAGAAGACAGUGAUUAUAAAGAAGACAGUACUGACAGUGAUUAUGAAGACAGUGACAGUGAUUAUAGUGAAGCUUCUAAUGACUUGUAUGCAUUUAAUGAGAGUUCUAAAUCUGUGGCACUGCCAAAGAAGAAGAGGGAGAGAGCGGUCAAGAAGAUCAAAGACCCGGAGAAAUAUUUGGUUGAUCCAAAUAAUGUGUUCUUUGAGACAAGCGUGAAGAAUAGGCCAUAUGAGCUGUUGGUUAAAGGACAACUAGUGAAAGACUAUGACUUAAAGUUUGAAAAAAUGGUUUACUACAUUGACCAUCACAAGGACGGAAAGCUACAAGCGAAAGCAACACAGUGGUCGGAUCAUCGCGUGUGUAUCAUGAAAUGGAACCACAUAUGCAAGAGGAACAAGUUGAAGAAAGGAGAUGGCAUAUUGUGUGAACUUAAGCGCAGACAGGGUGUGGUUUACGCCGUUAUCAUCCAUAUCGUUCGGGAAAAGGAUUUGUAAACAGAUUGAGUACUUGGAGGAGAACUUGCAGGUCGAUUACAUGAGCUUGUCUUUUAAUUUUAUGUUAUGUUUUGAGUGUAGUAGCUCACUGAUAGCCUAUCAGAAAUUUUUAUAUUUUCAUUUUCUAGUAACGUAUGCAACCUUGAACUCGUGGACUAUUUUCUCCAUCGUUUUUAAUGCUUAUAAUGUUUCCUGAACUUCAAGAUAUAAUCU
Messenger RNA from Raphanus sativus (radish), 1273 nucleotides. Its product is annotated as B3 domain-containing protein At4g34400. Gene Ontology annotation, molecular function: DNA binding. The coding region runs from base 92 to 1060 and encodes 322 amino acids. The transcript has 5 exons. NCBI's taxonomy places the organism in Eukaryota, Viridiplantae, Streptophyta, Magnoliopsida, Brassicales, Brassicaceae. The record is from RefSeq and is a predicted model, not a curated record.